This is a messenger RNA of Daktulosphaira vitifoliae (grape phylloxera), 1094 nucleotides long. RefSeq names its product sentrin-specific protease 1-like. Gene Ontology annotation, molecular function: deSUMOylase activity. Gene Ontology annotation, biological process: protein desumoylation. Bases 113 to 763 code for a protein of 216 amino acids. NCBI's taxonomy places the organism in Eukaryota, Metazoa, Arthropoda, Insecta, Hemiptera, Phylloxeridae. The transcript has 5 exons. Gene Ontology annotation, cellular component: nucleus. The record is from RefSeq and is a predicted model, not a curated record.
UAUCUCAAUUAUUAAUAAAAAUAUUUAUCCUAUAAAAAAUUCCAUUAUUCCAAAAAAAAGCACGUAUCGAAAAACGAAUAAAAAUGAUAAAAUUAUUCCAGAAAAAUUGAAUAUGAUGCAGCAAAGAGAAUUCGGAACACUUUUUCAGAAUGAAAAAUCUGAAAAAUAUAAAAAUGAAAUUUUAAAUUCAACAGAAAAAAAAAAUAUAGCAAUUUCAAAAGACAAUCCGCUAUUAAUAUCAGCUGAUUUGUUAGAAAAGAGUUUUCAUAAGAAAAAUUUGGAACGCAAAUCCGAAAUAAAAAAACAACUUUUUGAGAUAUCUUCUAAUACUACUGCUCGACCAAAUUUAAAAAGAAAUUCAUCAGAAGAAGAUGAAAAAGUCAUAAAAAAAGUAAUGCAAGAUCAGAACACAAAAUCUCUUGAUCAGUAUAAUGCACCUUCAUUUAAAUCGCCCACAUCAUGGUAUACUUCAGACACAAUUAAUGAGUACAUUAAAAUGAUAGUAAAACGGUCAGAAGGUGAAGUUUAUGCAGUUGUCACUGAUUUUAUUGUAGCGUAUCUUCGAGGAGGCUAUCCAGCUGUAAGAAGAUGGAUAAAAAAAGAUAUUCACACAAUAAAAUUACUUUUUGUGCCCAUGAAUGUAUAUGGGAGUCAUUGGAUAUUGACAGUAGUUAAUAUACCUGAAAAGACUGUGACAUCAUAUGAUAGUUUUAAGUCGUAUAAUGGUCCCUUAUCCAAUGGUAUUAAAAAAUUUCUUAAUUGAAUGGGAGAUGGACAAAAAAGGAAAAGCUUCUACAUGGACAUUACAAAUAGGCGAGACAUCUCGCCAAACCAAUGGACAUGAUUGUGGGCCAUUUACUGUUGAGCUGGCAGAAAAAAUGUCUCGAGGAGAUACAACACCAAUAAAUGCAAAUUUUAUGCCUUUUAUAAGAUUAAGACACAAAAAUGAAAUUAUUGCUGGCGAGCUAUUCAAUUAAUAUUUUUAUGAAUGAAAUUUUAUUUUUGUAUUUUAUAUCAAUUUUCUUAAUAUUCACUAUAAAUUAAAAUUUUUAUUUUUAUACCACCAAACAUUUUUUUUUACUUUUUCUAUGUUU